This is a messenger RNA of Lolium perenne, 5971 nucleotides long. Its product is annotated as phytochrome A type 4. Lineage: Eukaryota; Viridiplantae; Streptophyta; Magnoliopsida; Poales; Poaceae. Gene Ontology annotation, biological process: protein-tetrapyrrole linkage; regulation of DNA-templated transcription; detection of visible light. Gene Ontology annotation, molecular function: protein homodimerization activity; photoreceptor activity; phosphorelay sensor kinase activity. The record is from RefSeq and is a predicted model, not a curated record.
UUUCCUUUCCCUGUUGCUUGUAGGUAUGAUGUAUGUUUGGAUGUGUUAUAGACAUAGUGACGCCGAAAGCUAAUUUAUUUCCUUUCUCAUCUUGACCGUGAUGUUCUUGUUCUGUUUCUGCGACCAUGCUUAGUGUGAUAUGUUAUUACGCAUGAAUUUCUGUGAUUUUUGUAAAGUUUCAUUCUUGAACUGUGUUGUAGCUACAAAACCUAGGAGCUAUUUUUCUUCAGAACCCAUGAGUUUUCUUGUUACGCCACAAACGCGAAUACUCAAAAUAUAUUUCUUAAGAGGAAAAGGCAUAGCCCUGCUUUUCAUUAGAGCAACAGAAACUAAGUUUUAUCGUGGUUUCACGCUGGGGAUCACCAGCUUACACAAGUAGCAACAACGACUAGCAAGCCAGCAAACAAAGGGCGAUAUUUUUUUUUCGAAAUGAGGAUGUAACCCCAGCCUCUGCAUCGUGAUGAUGCACAUGGCCUUUAUUAAAACUUCAUCAUCCAGUAACAAACAAAGGGCGAUAUGGCAGUUAGAACAAGAACUCCCGUAACUAUCCUAGUCCUAGGUCAGAAACGCGAAAACUCAAAAUCCACACCUUUAGGCCGUGGUGGACUCCCUGCUGUCACCCGAUCGCUGUAGGGAUUGAUUCCCCAGCAAUUCUACAAAUCAAUGAAAACAUGAUAUCGCAAUGAUCAAGCACAGGGCUACAUGGCUGAUACAGAAAAUUUUCUCGUCUGGCCUCACGAACAGAUCACCAAAUUUCAGAAGAACACUUCAUUUUGCUAACCCCUGAACUUUCUUGUUCAGCGAGGGAACAAAUGGUGUAGCACAAGUUACAUCUUCAAUUUGGUGCAGCCUCGGUAGAUUUGACAUCCAUCACUCCAUUAACUCGUCAAAGUGAAAAGGGAUACCAUCUAGAGUAAAACAUAAUAUCCUUAGCUUUAACAAAAACAGAUCAAACCCCUCUACAAGCGCUACCCAGAUUUGAGAAGCUUGCACACUACACUUCCUGCCAAAAAAAUGUAUUACUUUUGGAAAAUACUGAAGUACUAGAGGAGCCCAAAGCAUCUGCUGUAAUUUAAUGUUGGAAUCUUCAAUCAAAAUUAAGUUUGCAGUUUAGUACCAAAAAAAGAUCUUUCAGCUACUAACUCCACAGAAGAUCUUGUUUCACAAAGGCGCCAUUGUUGACAUAAGAAAUUCGGAACUAGAGAGCACGGGAAAUAAGGCAAACUAACAGCCUGGGUAGUAUAAUUCAAUCAUCAGUCAUUUUUUUUGGACCAAUAUGUUCUACAUAAAUGAUGUACAAAAUAUUAAACAAGGAACUCCAAUGGUUGAUCUUAGCUCGAUUUCACAAAAAAGGAGUCUCACUAUCAUCAUUAGCUCAUUAGAAAGGAGACAACCUUUCCCUGAAUUAUAUUUAAUAUCUGUUGAUUUGCUAGAAGAUUUGCUCCUAGCAUAUCUACCCACCUUGCUAGCUUGAGUUGGUAGACAUGUUCAGAUGCUCCCUCGAGAAAUUUACUCUGGAAAAGUAUGUUGCUCAGAGUACCAAUCAGUGCCAGACCUGCCUUGCUAGAGUUUAUUUCGUUCCAAAUUAUGUCAUAUAUGGAAUGCUCUUGUUUAAAUCAUUAGGUGCACAACAGAAAGGCCAAAUAUAACCUUCCCAAUACUAUAGGCAAAUUGUUUUUCUGCAGAUAAGUGAAUCUUCUAUUGUUAGAAAACUACAACCUUAAUCUCAAAAAAAGAUUACAACCUUUAGUCAACUUUAUUCAGUUUAUUGUUUGGAAAAACGAUCACUCAUUACACUGAUGUACUAUUCAUUUGAUAAGAAUGAAUCUGACCUAGCUAAUUCACCUCCCAACUCACCACUUUUAAGAUCUUGAAGCGUUGAACUGGAUGGGUUGCGGAUAGAAAAUAGUGAGCUCUUAUGAUUAGCAUAGGAAGUGUCUUUAGAAGAUCUUUGGGUUCGCAGGAGAUGUGUCGCUUAUCAACAGUGUGUUGACACCGGAAAUUUAUGAUUUCAGGCAGCGACAAAGUUCAGCUUCUUUCUUUCCCUUGGUGUACCUUUGUAUUGUUUUCAGUCUUCUAAGUCCAUCAAAUUUGCUCACCCUUCUGAAAACAGGAAAAGAAACACAUCUUUAAUAGCAUUCAUCAUAGUGGUUUACCAUACCUUUACAUUAAUAUUUACCACUUCUCACUUGUAUGCACAAAAGGCGUGACACACAGCAUAUACGAGACACAACUGCCGAGUGGUUCAAGUACUUGAAGCAGGAAAUGUCUUCCUCAACGUCUACUUCUAGUUCUUCUAGCCGGAACCGCCAGAGCUCCCAGGCAAGGGUAUUAGCACAGACAACCCUUGAUGCUGAACUCAAUGAUGAAUAUAAAGAAUCUGGUGGCUCCUUUGACUACUCCAAGCUGGUUGAAGCCCAGCGGACUGCUCCACCUUUGCAGCAGGGGCGGUUGGAGAAGGUCAUAGCCUACUUGCAGCACAUUCAGACAGGAAAGAUACUCCAACCAUUUGGUUGCUUGUUGGACCUUGAUGAGAAGAGCUUCAAUGUCAUCGCGUUCAGUGAGAAUGCGCCGGAAAUGCUUACAACAGUUAGCCAUGAAGUAACCAGUGUUGACAACCCCCCAAGGCUAGGCAUUGGCACAAAUGUAGAGUCUCUUUUCACUGACCAAGGUGCCACGGCGCUGCAUAAGGCACUGGGUUUUGCUGAUGUUUCUUUGCUGAAUCCUAUCCUGGUUCAGUGCAAGACCUCAGGCAAGCCUUUCUAUGCCAUUGUUCGUCGAUCAACUGGUUGUUUGGUGGUAGACUUUGAGCCUGUAGAGCCUACAGAAUUUCCUGCCACUGCUGCUGGGGCUUUGCACUCUUACAAGCUUGCUGCCAAGGCAAUCUCUAAGAUCCAGUCACUUCCAGGUGGAAGCAUGGAAGUGCUAUGCAGUACUGUGGUUAAAGAACUCUUUGACCUUACAGGGUAUGAUAGGGUUAUGGCUUACAAGUUUCAUGAGGAUGACCAUGGCGAGGUCUUUGCCGAGAUCACAAAGCCUGGUCUUGAGACUUAUCUAGGUCUGCACUAUCCAGCCACUGAUAUCCCCCAAGCAUCCAGGUUUCUUUUCAUGAAGAACAAGGUACGGAUGAUCUGUGAUUGCCGUGCGAGAUCCAUAAAGGUCAUCGAAGACGAGGCACGUCCCUUUGAUAUUAGCUUGUGUGGUUCAGCACUCAGGGCACCACACAGUUGUCACCUUCAGUACAUGGAGAACAUGAACAUGAUUGCAUCCCUUGUCAUGGCUGUCGUGGUUAAUGACGAUGAAGAGGAGGAUGAAGUCGAGUCUGAACAACCAGCACAACACCAGCAGAAGAAGAAACUAUGGGGCCUCCUUGUUUGCCAUCAUGAGAGCCCCAGAUAUGUCCCUUUUCCGCUGCGUUAUGCUUGUGAGUUCAUAGCACAGGUGUUUUCUGUCCAUGUAAGCAAGGAGUUUGAAUUGGAGAAACAGCUGCAUGAGAAGAGCAUACUGAGGAUGCAAACCGUUCUUUCUGACAUGCUGUUCAGAGAAGCCUCUCCCCUGACUAUUGUAUCAGGGACACCCAAUGUCAUGGACCUAGUCAAAUGUGAUGGUGCUGCUCUUUUGAAUGGAGGCAAAGUAUGGCGCCUGUGUAAUGCUCCGACCGAGUCUCAGAUACAUGAUAUUGCCUUAUGGCUGUCAGAAGUUCAUAGGGAUUCCACUGGCCUGAGUACUGAUAGCCUCCAUGAUGCUGGCUAUCCAGGAGCUUCUGCUCUUGGUGAUAUGAUUUGUGGAAUGGCAGUGGCCAAGAUUAACUCCAAGGAUAUUGUUUUUUGGUUCAGGUCACAUACAGCUGCUGAAAUCAGAUGGGCAGGUGCAAAGAAUGAUUCCUCGGACAUGGAUGACAGCAGAAAGAUGCACCCAAGACUGUCUUUCAAAGCAUUCCUUGAAGUUGUCAAGAUGAAGAGCUUGUCUUGGACUGACUAUGAGAUAGAUGCUAUUCAUUCGUUGCAACUUAUACUUCGAGAUAAGCUGAAUGAUGCCAUCAAGCCAACCUACGAAGCUAGUUUAGAUAAACAGAUUGGUGAUCUUAAACUUGAUGGGCUUGCAGAAAUGCAGGCGGUGACCAGUGAAAUGAUUCGUCUAAUUGAAACAGCAACUGUUCCAAUAUUCGCAGUAGAUGUCAAUGGAUUGGUCAACGGGUGGAAUCAGAAAGCAGCGGAAUUGACUGGGCUAAGAAUUGAUGAUGCUAUCGGAAGAGACAUACUUUCCCUUGUGGAGAAAUCUUCUGAACUAGUUGUCCAGAGGAUGCUAUAUCUGGCUUUGCAGGGUAAAGAAGAGAAAGAAGUUCAAUUUGAGGUAAAGACUCAUGGCCCCAUGGUGGAUGAUGUCCCUGUUAUCUUGAUUGUGAAUGCUUGUGCAACCCGGGACCUUCAUGGUCAUGUUAUUGGGGUGUGCUUUGUAGCCCAAGAUAUGACUGUCCAUAAGUUGGCGAUGGACAAGUUUACUCGGGUUGAGAGAGACUACAUGGCGAUCAUUCACAACCCAAACCCACUGAUUCCUCCUAUAUUUGGUGCUGAUGAAUUUGGAUGGUGCUCUGAGUGGAAUGCUGCAAUGACCAAGCUAACUGGGUGGCACAGAGAUGAAAUGCUUGAUAAGAUGCUUCUUGGUGAAGUGUUCAACAGUAGCAAUGCCUCCUGCCGUUUGAAGAACAAAAAUGCAUUUGUAGGUCUUUGCGUUCUUGUCAAUAGUGCACUAGCCGGCGAAGGAUCAGAAAAGGCUCCAUUUGGCUUUUUCGACCGAAGUGGGAAGUACAUUGAGUGUCUUCUAUCAGUGAACAGAAAAGAAAAUGAGGAUGGUCUCAUCACUGGAGUAUUCUGUUUUAUUCAUGUCGCUAGUCAGGAGCUGCAACAUACACUACAGGUGCAGAAAGCUUCGGAGCAGAAGUCACUAAAAAGGCUGAAGGCUUUCUCCUACAUGAGGCAUGCAAUCUCGAACCCUCUCUCAGGCAUGCUUUACUCAAGGAAAGCACUGAAGAACACAGGUUUAAAUGAAGAACAGAUGAAGCAGAUCCAUGUCGCAGAUAAUUGUCACAACCAGCUAAACAAGAUACUCAUGGACUUGGAUCAAGAUAACAUCACCGAAAAAUGUAGCUGCUUGGAUUUGGAGAUGGCUGAAUUUGUGUUGCAAGAUGUGGUGAUGGCUGCUGUAAGUCAAGUACUGCUAGCCUGCAAGGGAAAAGGGAUCACAGUCUCUUGCAACAUGCCAGAGAUAUUUCUGAAGCAAUUAGUCUACGGAGAUGGUGUUCGACUCCAGCAGAUUCUCUCUGAUGUCCUAUUUGUUGCAGUGAAGUUCUCCCCCGUUGGAGGUUCUGUUGGGAUUUCUUCCAAGCUGACAAAGAAAAGCAUCAAAGGAAAUCUUCAUCUUAUUGACCUUGAAAUCAGGAUCAAGUACCAGGGAUUAGGAGUCCCAGCAGAGCUAAUGUCCCAAAUGUUUGAGGAGGACAGCAAGGAGAAGUCAGAGGAGGGCCUGGCCCUCCUAGUAUCUAGAAACCUGUUGAGUCUCAUGAAUGGCGAUGUACGCCAUCUAAGGGAAGCUGACGUGUCAACCUUCAUCCUCACCUUCGAACUUGGAAUGGGACAAUGAUGAAGAAGCCAGUCCAACAUAUGGUCAUGAGAUGGUAUGUGAAACCAAGAUUAGUGUAUCAUGCAAGACAGAAGCUAUAGGGGACGCACGUCCAGGGACAAGCCAACCGGCUAGGCUAUGGACUUGGUGCCCUCAUCAUUUUUCAGUUAGUAAUAAAGUGAGUCUUAGGAUUUGGAAACAGAAAGGUUUUGUCCCGAAGAAGGUUACCCUGCCGUUUCCAAAUCGUUUAGAAGUCUGUUUCUAAUUCUAGUCGGAGUAGUAAUCGAAUUAUUUAUAUCCCUUCUGGUGGAGGAACGAAUCAAGCAAGAAACAAAACCUAAACUUCUAUUAA